This is a messenger RNA of Elgaria multicarinata webbii, 1661 nucleotides long. It is a transcript of the gene ACOT7, whose product is annotated as acyl-CoA thioesterase 7. Lineage: Eukaryota; Metazoa; Chordata; Lepidosauria; Squamata; Anguidae. Gene Ontology annotation, biological process: acyl-CoA metabolic process; palmitic acid biosynthetic process. The transcript has 9 exons. The record is from RefSeq and is a predicted model, not a curated record. Bases 30 to 1073 code for a protein of 347 amino acids. Gene Ontology annotation, cellular component: cytosol; nucleoplasm; extracellular exosome.
UUCGCCCGCCGCCCGUCUUCGCCCUCCUCAUGCAGCCCGCCGGGACUCCCGCCAGCGAGGAAGCCGCCUCCCCGCCGUCCGCCAUCCAGAUCAGCAGGAUCAUGCGCCCAGAUGAUGCCAACGUUGCUGGGAACGUCCACGGAGGGACCAUCCUGAAAAUGAUCGAGGAGGCCGGAGCCAUCAUCAGCACGCGCCACUGCAACUCCCAGGCGGGGGAGCGCUGCGUGGCGGCCCUCGCCCGGGUGGAGCGCACCGAUUUCCUUUCGCCGAUGUGCAUCGGAGAGGUGGCGCAUGUCAGCGCUGCGAUCACCUACACCUCCAAGCACUCCGUAGAAGUCCAGGUGAAUGUGGAAUCGGAAAACAUCCUCACAGGUGCCAAGAGGGUCACCAACAAGGCCACUCUGUGGUACGUUCCCCUCUCUCUCCACAACGUCCACAAAGUUUUGGAAGUGCCCCCAAUUCAGUUUGCAGGGAAGGAGCAGGAGGAGGAAGGGCGAAGGCGCUACGAGGAGCAAAAACUGGAACGUCUAGAAACCAAGGAGAGAAAUGGGGACGUCAUCCUCCCAGUUAUCAACCCAGAACCGUACACCGUUGGCUACAGCCAGUCCAGCCUGAUCCACCUGGUGGGACCGUCUGACUGCACCAUGCAUGGAUUCGUACAUGGAGGUGUGACUAUGAAGCUGAUGGACGAGGUGGCUGGAAUUGUGGCUGCACGCCACUGCAAGACCAACAUUGUGACCGCUUCUGUGGAUGCCAUCAAUUUCCACGAGAAGAUUAAAAAAGGCAGCGUGAUCACCAUCUCCGGGCGCAUGACCUUCACAAGCAACAAAUCCAUGGAGAUCGAGGUCUUUGUGGACGCCGACCCUUUCGUGGACGAAUCCCAGGAGCGAUACCGCGCGGUCAGUGCGUUCUUCACCUACGUGUCCCUGAGCAAGGAAGGCCGGCCGCUGCCCGUCCCGCAGCUGGUGGUGGAAACCGAGGACGAGAGGAGGCGCUUUGAGGGAGGGAAAGGCCGCUACCUCCAAACCAAAGCCAAGCGCCAGGCACAGAUGCGGCCGCUGAUGCAGCAGUGACAUCCCCACGGCAGACGUUUCCAGGAGAGGGCCGCCACCGCGGUCGGAGCGUCCGCGUAGAAAUCUUCACUUCGGGCAAAUCAACUGACUGGUGGCACAUCCCCAUUCCCCCCCCCCCCCCGAGAACGGCCGUCCUGUCAUAUCUGUAAUUGUAGCGCGUCCAACAGUGGGCAGCCCUGGGUGUGGGAAGAGAGUUGCUGAGCGACUCAAGGGAGGUGUCAGAUCUGGAGACGGCUGUUCCGAUCGGACGGACCCUCAAGGCCCCUCCCUGCCCUCUCUCCUCCUCACGCUCCCCAGCACUAGAAUUCUCUGCAGGGAAAGGCAGCGCCGUUAGCGCCGAUCCACCGGGCCCUUGCGCCUUCGUAACGCCGUCCAUUUCACGUCCGUUCCUUCCUUCCCGCCCGCAAACAACCCGAAGCUUCUCCACGACAGUCUCAAAAGCUCAGACGCGGCUCCGUAUUGCAUCGGACGGCCUCUCUUGUUUCAUUCCACCUCUCUUGAAAAUAUAUAUAUAUAUAUGUAUAUGUAUGCCUAAUUUAUUUCAUGAAUAUUGUGAAUAAAGGUUGCAUGCCUUUAACUGAGACCAAA